GGAUGGUGUAAACGUGACUAGACUUUUCAAAAUUUUAGUCCUAGUUUACCACCAACGACAAAAUAUAGGUAACCGCUGAUCAUUUUGAUCAGGGGGACCAUGGGUGUAAACAAAUGGUGUGUGGCGUACGUUUAACGGAAAAGAUUGUAAGUAACGUUUUCGUGUUUAACCAUUUGUGUAUGUGCCUGCCAUUUUAACGAACCAAUAAAUUAUUUUGUUUUAGUAUGCAGCAAAUUUAAAGAUAUUAAAUAUGGGCUGUAUUUAAAAUAACCCUGUUGAACAUAACCUUACUUUGGGUAUUAUCCAUGUUAUUACCGUGGGGCAAAAUGAAAUUUAGUUUUGUAGCAUUUUAAAGUAUAAAAUUACGAAAAAGUACAUUAAUUGCGAGUUAAUGUAAUACAUUUAUAUAUGCACUACGGUAUUACAAGUUUUAUGUGUUUGAGAAACUAUUAUAAACAAGAAACAGUCAUGAAGAAAUGGCAAAUUUCUACGGAGACUUGGCAAAUCAAGUUGGAAGUGAUGGCGAAUCCCAAAUAUCCGAUGUGGAUCCUACACAACUGGCCAAGAUGGUGCAGGAUGUUGAUAAUUUGGAGGAUAGUCUCUUUGCUUCUUCUUUCAGUAAAAAACAAGAAAAGUCAUCUUCUGCAAAAACUGCUGUUAAAUCUGCUUUGAAGUCUCCCUCAUAUGAUGGAAGUACUGAGAGACUACAGAAGUCUCAUGUGACAUUUGAUUCUCCAGACAAGUCAUUUGGGAAAUCUGUUAGUAAGAAGCCAAUAAAGAAGAAUAUAGACUUUGGAGAUUUUAAUGCUGAUGAUCCUUUGGAUGGUUUACUGUCAGACGAAGAUGACUUUUAUGAUAAGAAAAAGAAUACUGGUGUCUUUAAAAGUAAUACAGCAGAAUCUACUGGAAAACAGGAGUCAGGAUAUGACCCUUCAGAACCCAAGAAGAAGCAAAACAGAUCCAAAGUGGUAGCAGAACUUUUUGGCCUGGAGGAAGAGAAGAAACAGCCACAGCAGUCUCAGAAUGAUGGGGACUCUUCAGCCAGCUGGUUGGGUUUGAAGGAUUCCCUGCCUGCUGAGAACAAGACGCCAGAAGUAGCAAAAUCAUCCAGUAAAACACCAGAACAUGUAUUAGGAAGAUCAGCAACAAAGCAAGCCCCAGCUUCUAGGAAAGCAGGCAGUAGAAGUGGCGGUGAUGAUGAUGGAGAUCUUUUGGCAGGAAUGGGUUUUGGAAGUGAGGUGCAUGGUGCUGCAGGCAGACAGCCCAAAUCCAAACUGGAUGAGGUACUUGGUAAAAAUGCACCUGGCAAUGAAGUAGCUGCACCUCCACUAACCAUUUUGGAUGAUUUGUUGGGAAAGAAGAAAUCAUCUGGUGACAGGAUGUCUGCAGGUGGAAAUGCUCUGCACCCAACACAGAUCCACGAGCCUGCAAGUGGUGUGUCAUUUGGAAAUUAUUCACCAUCUGUGUCAGCUUCUGGUCGUCGCCCCACUUCCCGACGUAAUUCAGGCACGGCCAUUGUCCCGGAUCCUUUGGGGAUCUUGUCCACUGUACCAUCUCCAAACAAAGAGAAUCGCCAUUUGUCUUCCAGCAAUCUGGGUCAUAAGACAGUUGACUGGCUUGGUGUUUCUGUUAGAGGGGCUCCUCCAGUUACAGCUACCAAUUCUGACUCCCCGGAGAGACGUCAGAGGAUUUCUGGAGGUAACCAGCCGCUUCCUGUCUGGCUGAGAGGUGGAGGGACAGUUAUGGCUGAACCACCACACACCCAGCCUGAACCAGCAAUGUCAGUGUCAGGAAAAGCAUUUGUAGUACCAGCUACAGCAUCAGUGUCCUUAUCACAACCCAUGGCCACUGGCAUGGAAGUGCUGACUACAGGAUCACAGAUGGACCAACAGGUAGUGGCAGCACUGCAGCAUCAGGAGAUGCAACUGUUAACAGCAUUGCAUAUGAAGCAGCAUGAAGAGCGACUGUCUGCCCUUCAAGUGCGCCAGCAGGAAAUUUUACAGCGCCAAGAACAGCAGCUGGAGGAGCUGAUACGUCGACAAAUUGAACGUCAAGAGCAGCUUGAUGUGCACAUGAGAUCACAGCAGGAACGCAUUGGUGCACACAUACAGUUGCUGCUUGCACAGCCAGUUACGGAUCCAGCGAUUGCACCUACGGUUGUAACUCCAUCUUCUGCAGUGAAUAAUGAGAGUCAGGCUGCAGUGGAGCAAGUAAGAACUGAGAGCAGGCAUCUUGAGUCAGUCCUGGAGAGCCUGAAGGCUAAACAUUUGGAGGAGGUGCAACUUCUUGAAGAAUCUUACAGUCGACAAAUUGCAAUGCUGGAAAGUACUUCUAAGAGACAGGAGCAGCGACUGCGUGCUGAAAAUGAGUGCUUAGAGAAGGAGUACCAGGCCAAGAUCAUAAGAAUACAGGAGGAACAGGCUUCUCUUAUUGAACAGCAUCAUUUGAGGUUAAGAGCGCAACAGAAGGAGCAUGCGGAGGAAUUGCAGCAGUUGAGGGAAUUGCACCAUCAGGAUCUGGAAGAGGCUCGUAAGCAGCACUCGGACAUGUUGGAGCACCUGAAUAGAGCACGUACUAUGGAGAAUGAUGCCCUAAAAGAAGCAUCAUCAUACUCCAGAAGUCUUCAUGCAGCUGUGGAGCAGUUGGGACAGAACAGCCAACAGUUGAGUGGGCUGCAGACAGAACUUAGCAGUCAGCACCAUAGCCACCUGGAUAUACGAGAAGUAACUCUGCAGGCACGAGAGGUGGAGCUCAGAGUUGCACGAGAAAAUUUGGGAAAGCAGAGGACAGCCUCAGAGGAAGAAAGAAAAAGGUUGAUUGGCCUGGUUUCACAGCUUGAGCAGAAACUUGCUGAACAGAAACAGAAUGCUGAAGAGGAGAGGUGGAACUUGCGCCAAGAAGCAGCACGCCUGGAUGCUACGGCCAAGGCCCUUGAGAAGGAACGAGAACGAGCCAUGCAGCAGAUUGACAGAGAACGGCAAGAACUACAGAGUUUGAAGGAGUCAAUGUUAUCGGAGCAGCAGACUUUAAGCCAGCAGCUUCAGCAAGAAAAAUUGAGCCUGGCUUCAGAGAAAUCUCGUCUUGAGACAUUGGCUCGACUACACGGUACUCCUUCUCCUGAUAUUUUGAAGCUUCGUGCAGAACUGGAGGCUGGGCUAGAAGUAGUACAGGAAGCUAGUCAGCAGGCACAAUCAGAGUGUGAGAAAAUAAGGAAUCAGCAUCGUCGUCUGGAAGAAGAAAAGAGACGUCUGGAAGAUCUUGAACAUGAUUUAACAUCAAGAGCACGUGAGCUGGAAACCCUGUCACAGAUGGCUGUUGCAACCAAAGCAGAAGGUAAAUGGGCACUAGAAGAAGCCCGCAGGAUUGAGAAGCAACGUUCUGAGCAGACUGCUGAUAUCCAGAAACAGCUAGUUGAACUGCGAGAUCGUGAGAAGAGAUUGGCACAGGAGAAGGUGCUUCUGUCACAAGAACGUCUAGCAUUGCAGAAUCUGAGGGGCCAGGAUCUUUGCUCAUAUUGCCGUCGCUCCAAAACAGUUAUGUUGUCACCUCCCCCCACUCCUCCUGACCUUGACAAGAGAUUUGUGGACCCAAAGCUGAUAAUUAUGAAGCUCGCAGCUGAAGAUGAAGCCAGUCGACUGGAACAAGACUCCCGCUUCUUCAGUGCCCAGUUUUCAGCAAGCAAAUGAACAGCUGUGCUGAGCUUUUUGGGCUUUUGUUCAUUCGAACCAUUUAUUUCUGCAAUCCGAAAUGUUGUCGGUAUUCUCACUGUAGUGUUACAGUGUCACAUUACAGAUGCCAAUCUGAGUACUGACCGUUACAUUGAAGACUGAUCCAAUGGCAAGCCCCAGUCCUU
Molecule: messenger RNA, 3853 nt
Organism: Zootermopsis nevadensis
Lineage: Eukaryota; Metazoa; Arthropoda; Insecta; Blattodea; Termopsidae
Source: RefSeq, a predicted model, not a curated record